CCUCCAAGUGUGGUCAGCGCCUUACACAGGGACCACAGGAGAGUUCUUACUAGGAAUGACUGUGGGUCCCUGCCCACCCGCGUGCCAUCAGCCUUAGCAGAGCUUCAAACUUGGAGCCACCUCCCUCUCUACCUCCCCACGCCCCUUCACGCCACUGCUCCGAAAUUCGCCGACCUUUGCAUGCAUUGCCUAAGGGCUGCAAACCUUGAGGCAGAGAAGCCAGAAACCCAGCCAGGCUUUCCGUAUUGUAACCCUCAGGUCUAGGUACUGUAGCUCACGGAAGACUCUGCAGAUACACCCCUAUAAACGGAGGGAAGAAGGGGGGAGGAAAAGGAGAAAGAGAAUGAAGAGAGGAUGUCAGAAGGUCCGUGCCUCUCUGCCUGAGUCCCAGUUAGACUGUUUCAGUCUGGCCAAGGUGAAGGAAAGUUGCUUCUCAGCCUAGGAAGUGGGUUUGGCUGCAAAGGGAAGGAAGGCGACUGGGCUCUGAAGCUCCCCUCCCUUCUGCAGAAGACCACUGGGUACCCUUCUUGCCAACCUCCUCCCGCUCUUCUCCUCCAGCCCUCCCUUUUCCCACUCCUCCUUGACUCGGAGGCCUGGAUGCUGGGCCACCGGGCAGUGGUCCAGCGCGCAACCGGGCGGGGGCGGGGGCAGGGGGCACUGUGACAGGAAGCUUCGCGUUCAAGUUGGCCAUUUCAGGGGCAAAAUAAGUUCUCCCUUGGAUUUAGAAAGGACAAAGGCAGCAAGCUCCCUCUUUUGUGUCGGAUGAAGAGGACCAACCAUGAGCCGGAGCUUGGGUGCAGGCUCACCGCCUCUACCACCGCGGUCAGCUCCAGUUCCUGCCAGGAGUUGAUGGUGAGAGGAAUUCGGUGAAGGGCUCUUUUAGCCCACUCCUCCCUUAUCUGAAGGACAGGCCAAAGAUCCCACUUGGAAAUGAGAGAAGACUAACAGGCAACAUUGGCUUCCCCCAAUGAUAUCUCCAAGAGAUACAGAAACCGGAUUCAUGAAGAUGUUGACAAGACUCCAAAUUCUUAUGUUAACUUUGUUCUCAAAGGGAUUUUUACCCUCUUUCGGGGAUCACAACUUUAUGAGGAGGGAAAUUAAAAUAGAAGGUGACCUUGUCUUGGGUGGUUUAUUUCCUAUUAAGGAAAAAGGCACUGGAACAGAAGAGUGUGGGCGAAUCAAUGAAGACCGCGGUAUCCAACGCCUGGAAGCCAUGUUGUUUGCUAUUGAUGAAAUCAACAAAGAUGAUUACUUGCUACCAGGAGUGAAGCUGGGUGUUCACAUUUUGGAUACGUGUUCAAGGGAUACCUACGCAUUAGAGCAAUCGUUGGAGUUUGUCAGGGCAUCUUUGACUAAAGUGGAUGAAGCUGAAUAUAUGUGUCCUGACGGAUCAUAUGCUAUUCAAGAAAACAUGCCACUGCUCAUUGCGGGGGUCAUUGGUGGCUCAUACAGCAGUGUUUCCAUACAGGUGGCAAACCUGCUGAGGCUCUUCCAGAUCCCUCAGAUAAGCUAUGCCUCCACCAGCGCCAAACUCAGCGACAAGUCGCGCUAUGAUUACUUUGCCAGGACCGUGCCCCCUGACUUCUACCAGGCCAAAGCCAUGGCCGAGAUCUUGCGCUUCUUCAACUGGACCUAUGUGUCCACUGUCGCCUCUGAGGGUGACUACGGGGAGACAGGGAUUGAGGCCUUCGAGCAGGAAGCCCGGCUGCGCAACAUCUGCAUCGCCACGGCGGAGAAGGUGGGCCGCUCCAACAUUCGCAAGUCCUACGACAGCGUGAUCCGCGAGCUGCUGCAGAAGCCCAACGCGCGGGUCGUGGUCCUAUUCAUGCGCAGUGAUGACUCCCGAGAGCUGAUCGCCGCAGCCAGCCGCGUGAAUGCCUCCUUCACCUGGGUGGCCAGCGACGGCUGGGGCGCGCAGGAGAGCAUCGUUAAGGGCAGUGAGCACGUAGCCUACGGAGCCAUCACCCUGGAGCUGGCGUCCCAUCCUGUUCGCCAGUUCGACCGCUACUUCCAGAGCCUCAACCCCUACAACAAUCACCGCAACCCCUGGUUCCGAGACUUCUGGGAGCAGAAGUUCCAGUGCAGCCUCCAGAACAAGAGAAACCACAGACGGGUUUGCGACAAGCACCUGGCCAUUGACAGCAGCAACUAUGAGCAAGAAUCCAAGAUCAUGUUUGUGGUGAACGCAGUCUACGCCAUGGCGCAUGCGCUGCACAAAAUGCAGCGCACCCUCUGUCCUAAUACCACCAAGCUCUGUGAUGCUAUGAAGAUCCUGGACGGAAAGAAAUUGUACAAGGAUUAUUUGCUGAAAAUCAACUUCACGGCUCCGUUCAACCCGAAUAAAGGAGCAGACAGCAUUGUGAAGUUUGACACUUUCGGAGACGGGAUGGGAAGAUACAACGUGUUCAACUUCCAGAACGUGAAUGGAAAGUAUUCCUACUUGAAGGUUGGCCACUGGGCAGAAACUUUAUUUCUAGAUGUAGACUCUAUCCACUGGUCCCGAAACUCAAUCCCCACUUCCCAGUGCAGCGACCCCUGUGCCCCCAAUGAAAUGAAGAAUAUGCAGCCAGGGGACGUCUGCUGCUGGAUCUGCAUUCCUUGCGAACCCUAUGAAUACCUAAUCGAUGAGUUCACCUGUAUGGAUUGUGGGCCUGGCCAGUGGCCAACGGCUGACCUCUCUGGAUGCUACAAUCUUCCAGAGGAUUACAUCAAGUGGGAGGACGCCUGGGCAAUAGGCCCAGUCACCAUUGCCUGCCUGGGUUUCAUGUGCACUUGCAUAGUUAUAACUGUGUUUAUCAAGCACAACAACACACCCUUGGUCAAAGCAUCAGGCCGAGAACUCUGCUACAUCCUGUUGUUUGGAGUGAGCCUGUCCUAUGGUAUGACAUUCUUCUUCAUUGCUAAACCAUCACCUGUUAUCUGCGCACUGCGCCGGCUUGGGCUUGGGACCUCCUUCGCCAUCUGUUAUUCGGCUCUGCUGACCAAAACAAACUGCAUUGCUCGCAUCUUCGAUGGUGUCAAGAACGGCGCCCAGAGGCCAAAAUUUAUCAGUCCCAGUUCUCAGGUUUUUAUCUGCCUGGGUUUGAUCCUGGUGCAGAUUGUGAUGGUGUCUGUGUGGCUUAUCUUGGAGACUCCAGGCACCAGAAGAUACACCCUUCCAGAGAAGCGGGAGACAGUCAUCCUAAAAUGCAAUGUCAAAGAUUCCAGCAUGUUGAUCUCUCUGACCUACGAUGUGGUCCUGGUGAUCCUAUGCACUGUCUAUGCUUUCAAAACAAGGAAGUGUCCUGAAAACUUCAAUGAAGCCAAGUUCAUAGGCUUCACCAUGUACACCACCUGCAUCAUCUGGUUGGCCUUCCUCCCAAUAUUUUAUGUGACAUCGAGCGACUACAGAGUGCAGACGACAACUAUGUGCAUCUCCGUUAGCCUGAGCGGUUUCGUGGUCUUGGGCUGUUUGUUUGCCCCCAAGGUACACAUUGUCCUGUUCCAACCACAGAAGAAUGUGGUCACGCACAGGCUUCACCUCAACAGGUUCAGUGUCAGCGGAACUGCCACCACGUAUUCUCAGUCCUCCGCAAGCACGUACAUGCCGACGGUGUGCAACGGAAGGGAAGUUCUCGACUCCACCACCUCAUCUCUGUGAAUGUGAUAUGCACUUCAGUUCGUACGUUCUUAGGCCAUUAGCCCAAGCGCUCACGUGCUGCCGCAGAACACGGGGACAGAGCAAAAGAACAACCCUGGCACCUUUUUUUUUUAGAAACAGUACAAUAAAUUAUUUUUGAGGACUGUUCAGUAUCUAGUGAUGUGCUACGACUUUCUAGGCUGAUUUUAGUGCCCCUAAUAACACCCCCUCCCCGAACAUGGAAAUAACCAUUGUUUACAGAGCUGAGCAUUGGUGAAGGGUCCGACAGGGUCAGUCUACUAAAACAAAACAAACAAAAAACCCUACACAGUGGCAAUAUUAGGUAACCUUUUUCCUAUGACGUCUUUUGUAGGUUCUUGUUGUAACUAAUUUAGGGUGAGUUUCUACGUUGUAUAUUAACGUUACAUUAUGUGUAACAGAUUGUUUUUCUCAGUACAAAAUAAAAAGCAUCUGUAUUAAUGUAAAGAUAACCAGAAUAAAAACCUUCCAGGUUUUCAAGUA
This is a messenger RNA of Microtus ochrogaster (prairie vole), 4141 nucleotides long. It is a transcript of the gene Grm3, whose product is annotated as glutamate metabotropic receptor 3. Gene Ontology annotation, cellular component: membrane. The record is from RefSeq and is a predicted model, not a curated record. Gene Ontology annotation, molecular function: G protein-coupled receptor activity. NCBI's taxonomy places the organism in Eukaryota, Metazoa, Chordata, Mammalia, Rodentia, Cricetidae. Gene Ontology annotation, biological process: G protein-coupled receptor signaling pathway.